Cucurbita pepo subsp. pepo (vegetable marrow) is the source of this 1000-nucleotide messenger RNA. Its product is annotated as thioredoxin-like protein YLS8. Gene Ontology annotation, biological process: mRNA splicing, via spliceosome. Gene Ontology annotation, cellular component: U4/U6 x U5 tri-snRNP complex; spliceosomal complex; U5 snRNP. The record is from RefSeq and is a predicted model, not a curated record. NCBI's taxonomy places the organism in Eukaryota, Viridiplantae, Streptophyta, Magnoliopsida, Cucurbitales, Cucurbitaceae.
UCCAUCGUCGGUUGUGGCGAUAUAAGGCGAUUUCGUCGGAAUCGGAGCUCUGAGUUUGGGAUCUGAGAUUGAAGAAGACGAGGAAACCUAAAUAGACUGAAUUUUUUAUUUUUUAUUUUUUAUUUCUUAUUAAAGAUUUUCUUCUCCCUCUAAAAUUAAAAAAUAAUUAAUUUAAUUGAUUUUGAAAGGGUGAAAAGGAGGUAACACGUGGAGCGAAUGGAUUGGGCGUGUAACAGCCAGGCAGUUUCGACGUCGUUCUAGAGGCUUCGGUUGUGGGAGUGCGUCGCAGAGAGCUCUCCGUUUAAAAUUGGGAGCGAAAAUUUGGUGAUUCUGAGAGAGAGAAAAAGAGAGAGGGAGAGAAUUUAGGGCGUGGAGAUGUCGUACCUGUUGCCGCAUCUGCACUCAGGCUGGGCGGUGGAUCAAGCAAUCCUCACUGAAGAAGAACGCGUCGUCAUCAUCCGCUUCGGCCAUGAUUGGGACGACACCUGUAUGCAGAUGGAUGAAGUGUUGGCCUCAGUUGCAGAGACGAUUAAGAACUUUGCAGUAAUAUACCUUGUGGAUAUCACAGAGGUUCCUGAUUUCAACACAAUGUACGAGCUCUAUGAUCCUUCUACUGUCAUGUUCUUCUUUAGGAACAAGCACAUAAUGAUUGAUCUUGGUACUGGUAACAACAAUAAGAUUAACUGGGCACUCAAGGAUAAGCAAGAGUUCAUUGAUAUUAUUGAGACUGUCUAUCGUGGAGCAAGGAAAGGUCGUGGUUUGGUCAUUGCACCUAAGGACUAUUCAACCAAAUAUCGCUACUAAAUCUCUGUUUGGAUUGAUCUUCAAUCAAUCCAUAUAGUCCAUCAUCAUAAAUUUAAGACCUCGCAUCUUGAAAAUCUGUACAUUAACUCAAAAAAUGGAUAUGGUAUAUUUGGAUGUCAUUACGUGUCUCAAAACAUUUGACUCAUUGAUUGUAACCGCUCAAGCCUCACCACUAGUAAAUAUUGUCUUCUUUGUA